This is a messenger RNA of Sordaria macrospora k-hell, 1161 nucleotides long. RefSeq lists its product as uncharacterized. The record is from RefSeq and is a predicted model, not a curated record. Lineage: Eukaryota; Fungi; Ascomycota; Sordariomycetes; Sordariales; Sordariaceae.
AUGGCUGGUGAGAUUUUUGGCGAGGAGAAGAGAUACCAGGACAAGGCUUGCCAGGUGUUGUCUGCGGUAGGAAACGUGGGAGUGGUGAUUGGGUUGGCAAUGGGCGGGCUUUUGGCGGAGCCGGUAAAGACGAUGCCGGGACUGUUUGGUGCAGAGGGGGCGUUGAAUUGGAGUGGGAGUGAGGAGGGAGUGAAGUGGAUGGUUGAAUAUCCAUUUGCCUUACCGGCAGUCAUGAAUGCCAUGUUGCUUGGGGUAAUGGCCAUGGCGGUUACGACACGGCUGAGAGAGACGAUGCAUGACCAAGACCACGUCGGAGAUGGUACUGAGUGUCUCGCACAGAGACCUUACAUCCUCUUGAACGACACCGAAAACCUCUUUUCCGACCGUUACCAAGAAAAGUCCCGAGCCAAAACACCUCUCCGCUCAGCCCUCACGGCCCGCACUAUCCCCUCCUUAAUCUCCUCCUUCCUCCUAACUCUCCACACCUCCGCCUUCGCCUUUAUCCUCCCUCUUCACCUCUCUAUCCCUUCCUCACCUUACAGUCCCUUCAUGUCCAACUCCUCCCACUCUCUAGUUCCCGUUCUCUUCCGCUUCACCGGCGGACUUUCCCUCUCCCCCUUUACCAUCUCUCUCUAUCUCUCCCUUUUUGCGCUUCUCGGCCUUCUCUUCUUGGUGUUCAUCUACCCGCGGUGGCAGAACCGGCUGAGCACCAUGGGCUUGUUUGAGCUGUCGCUGGCUAUCUUCCCUUUUGUCUAUCUGUUGACUCCCUAUUUGUCUCUGUUCUCCUGGAGCCACCAGGACACUGACAGCAUAACGGGAUGUGCCGGGAUCAUGAAGUGGAUUGCUUUAGGGGUGGUGAUAGGGGGGCAGACGUUGGCGAUGACGAUGGCGGGUCCUAGUGCUGAGGUGUUGCUUGCUCAGUCGGCGCCAUCGGACGAAGUGCGGGAAAGGGUGAAGGAGGUAAGACAGUUGGUGACGAGUUUUGCGAGCGUGGUGGGACCGGUUGUUGGAGGGGUGGUGUACGCGAAGGGGCUGAGGGACGGGGUGAUCGGUACUGCGUGGUGGUUUUACCUCGUUGUCGUGGCGGUGGUGGCUGCGGCGUGGUGCGUGGGUGCUCAGGGGAGAGUAUAUGAAGAGCCCAUGGAUGAUGAGAAGAAGUAG